Mesitornis unicolor (brown roatelo) is the source of this 784-nucleotide messenger RNA. RefSeq names its product SNF-related serine/threonine-protein kinase-like. Gene Ontology annotation, molecular function: protein serine/threonine kinase activity; tau-protein kinase activity; ATP binding. Gene Ontology annotation, cellular component: cytoplasm. The record is from RefSeq and is a predicted model, not a curated record. Lineage: Eukaryota; Metazoa; Chordata; Aves; Mesitornithiformes; Mesitornithidae. Gene Ontology annotation, biological process: intracellular signal transduction; microtubule cytoskeleton organization; protein phosphorylation.
CAUCAUCUCCUCUGCCCCGCAGCGCCUGAUGCCCGUCCCUGCCUGACAGCGCCACCAUGGCCGGGGCGCAGGGCUGCGGCGAGGGGAAGAUCGCGGGGCUGUACGACCUGGAGCGCACCCUGGGCAAGGGCCACUUCGCGGUGGUGAAGCUGGCGCGACACGUCUUCACGGGGCAGCGCGUGGCCGUCAAGGUGAUCGACAAGAGCAAACUGCGGGACGCGGCUGGGCAGCUCGUGCAGGAGGUGCGCUGCAUGAAGCUGGUCCAGCACCCCAACGUGGUGCGCCUCUACGAGGUGAUCGACACCCACGCCAAGCUCUACCUCAUCCUGGAGCUGGGCGACGGCGGGGACAUGUUCGACCACAUCAUGCGGCACGAGGGCGGGCUGGCCGAGGCGCGGGCCAAGCACUACUUCGCCCAGAUUGUCCACGCCAUCUCCUACUGCCACAAGCUCCACGUGGUGCACCGCGACCUCAAGCCCGAGAACGUGGUCUUCUUCCAGGAGCAAGGGGUGGUCAAGCUCACCGACUUCGGCUUCAGCAACCGCUUCCAACCCGGCAAGAUGCUCACCACCAGCUGCGGCUCACUGGCCUACUCUGCACCCGAAAUCCUGCUGGGGGAUGAGUACGACGCCCCGGCUGUCGACAUCUGGAGCCUGGGGGUCAUCCUCUACAUGCUGGUGUGUGGCCACCCCCCCUUCCAGGAGGCGAACGACAGCGAGACCCUCACCAUGAUCAUGGACUGCCGCUACACCGUCCCCCCGCACGUCUCGGCACAGUGCGCUGA